Molecule: messenger RNA, 960 nt
Organism: Kwoniella botswanensis
Lineage: Eukaryota; Fungi; Basidiomycota; Tremellomycetes; Tremellales; Cryptococcaceae
Exons: 4
Coding region: 1-960 (319 amino acids)
Source: RefSeq, a predicted model, not a curated record
AUGACCGUCCCAAUGCCUCCCUCACUCGUCACCAUCGAUGCCUCUGAGCCCCUCGAAAAGAUCUACGGGAUCAUCGAGCGAGAUGGAGGAGUUAUCGUUGAGAACAUGCUUUCUCCAGAACUCUUAGCCGAAUGCAUGUCAGCCAUCGAACCCCACUUCAAGACUCGUGAGACCUAUACCUCCAAGGCGACUCAUGAUGAACUCGGUGCAGAUUUCUUCCCGGAAGGCUCGAAGAGAGUUUACGCUUUACUUUCGAAAAUUCCAGACCAAUUGACCAAGAUUAUGAGACUUGAUGUAUGGCAAGGUAUCAUGAGUCGUUUCCUGAGUGACGAGUAUUACUCCUACACCGGUGAAACUCUCCUCCCUCAAAAAUCAGGUUACAUGCUUGCUUCUACUGCUGCUCUUCGAUUAGUCCCUGGAGCUAAACCACAACCAUUACACCGAGAUCAAAUAGCAUACAUGGUCAGACCCGAUCCAUCCAACCCGUUGUUCACUCCUAUGGUCGGAUGUCUGAUUGCCGGCUCUAAAUGCACUUACAAGAACGGCGCUACUGCCGUCAUCCCUGGCUCUCACUUAUGGGGUCCUGACCGAGCACCUAAACGAUCAGAAUGCACCUACGCCGAAAUGGAACCUGGAUCAGCCUUGUUUUGUUUGGGAUCAACCUACCAUGCCGCAGGCGAGAACAUCUGUGAACCUACUGACGAAGACGCCUUGAGAACCCUCUUCGCUGUUUUCGCUCAACGUGACUAUUACAGACAAGAUCAGGAGGAAAUCCUAUCCACUCCUAUUGAGAUCGCUAGGAGAUUGCCGGAGGAUAUCCUGAAGCUGUCCGGUUACCACAAAGCUGUCGGAGGUGUUGGUUAUGUGGAAGAUCACCAAAGUCCACACGAAUUCCUCCAAGCCGAUUAUGGACUCGGUCAAUUCGGUGCUGGGGCACAUGCGAUUAAGAAUGCCUUGUGA